AUGCGAUCGGCAGGGCGCCCCAUGUUCUCUUCGUCAAGCUCCGAUCAAGAUCCGGUAGAAGAGGAAGAACAAUCUAUCAACGAAGCUCCUCUAUCACCCCCCAUUUCUGGAACUGACCCAACUUUGUCGAUUGAUGAAAAUGACCCCUUUUUGGCGCCCAUGAUGCCAGGCGGUCCCUUUGAACCAUACGUCGAGCCAAUCCCAGGUCAAUUUGAUGCUGCCGAUGGCUCAUUCAAUAUUGCACUUGAUGGAAUGGGGGAUUUCUUCGGCAUGGACACCGCGACCGAUUUUAAUCUACCCUUUGCGGCCACUUGUAACUACAACUGGCUAUUCGAUGUCACCUCCCUCGACGAUGCUUUUCAUCACUACGAUUUCCCCCUCGGAUUCGAUGCAGAACCCUUCUCUGAUGCCUUGAACGAACAAUAUGACCAAGGAAUGGAUCAGUACGACGGCCCCUCGGCACUUCUAGAAGUUGCUUCAAUGAUGCAUAAAGAGCAAACACCACGAGAAGUCUUAUCCCCUCUUACGCCUGAUCUUGUAGAGAUGGAUUGGAUGUCUGGGACUUCAUUCUUGGGCACGAACCCUCCACCACGCCUACCACGUUUAUCUGAAGCUACUCGGCAAGGUAUUUUAUCUCUCAUCGUACAGACAUCACCAAUGGGUAUUGAUGGCCAACCGACGGCUAUGGACUCCCCGCUUCUCACAUUGGGGGCGCUGCAAGGCUACUGUGAUCUGUUUUUCACUCGCUUCAAUGUUACGUACCCUUUGAUUCACCAGCCAACGUUCAAUCCAGAACUCAUCGACCCCGUAUUUCUCGCAGCAGUCCUCAUUAUGGGGGCAACAUAUAGCACUCGUGAAGCUCAUCAACUCGCAGUGGGAAUCCACGACAAACUUCGCAAUCAACUUUUAUGUCAUGAGGACUUUUCACCACAGCCUGAUCUCUGGGUCUUACAGGCAAUGCUUCUAAUUGAUUGCUUUGGGAAGUUGCGUGCUGGUCCAAAACAACGAGAGCGAGCGCAGCUCUUUCACUGCGUGUUAAUCAAACUCAUACGUCGCAGCAACUCAUGUUGCAUUCAGGAUAUGUCUCAUCUCGCUCGGUCUGCAGACGUAGAGCAGGCAUGGCACCAAGUUAUGGAUGCCGAGCAGAGAAAGCGUUUGGCGAUGCACUGUUUCAUGUGGGAUACACAACAUGCUGUUCUCUUCUCACAGUCUCUUUGCAUGUCUGCAUUCGAGAUUAGAUCUUGUUUGCCUUGCAGUGCGCCUGCGUGGGAAGCAUCCUCGGCCCGAGAGUGGGCUCAAUUUGCCAUUCGUGAGACAAAUAGACCAUUUCUCACAGUCCUCAAAGGCUACAUUACUCCUGGAGCUAUCGUUCGACCUCGAGACUUGAAUGUAUUUGCCCGGACAUUUAUUCUACACGGACUUAUGUCUGUUUCUGCAGAUUUGAAGCGUCGUGAUCAGACUACAUUACGUUCAGAAACACCAGAGCGAGUAGGAGCCUGGACUCCCCGCAUGAGCCGCUCGUAUGACUUAUGGAAAGUGGAUUUUGAUGCGGAUUGUCUUGCCAUGAAGCUAGCGCAGACAGCAGAUCCACGGCGAUUCACCGGCUUGAAGAUGGCUGCUCAUGCCCUCUACCAUGCGGCGUGCUUGGCUUUGAAUGUAGAAAUCUUGGACUUGCAAAUUGUCGCGGGGGCUAUGCAGAUAUUGGGUCGAAAUGUCACCUCGGCUGAUCAAUCAAGAUCGCAACGGAGCAUUCUCCGUUGGCUUCAUGAGGAGUCUGGAGCAUCAGCGGGCGCUGCUCGACAUGCAUCGCAUCUGCUACAAGAUGCGGUACUCAGUCUCCAUGAUUGGGACCAGACGGAUGCCUUUCACUUCCCCUGGUGUCUAUAUUUGGCUACGUUGACAUGUUGGGUCUUUCACCGAGGAAUGGACUAUUCAUCGUCGAGAAGCCGAAUAACUACAGAUCUUUCUUCUUUGAUUGUGAUGAUGACCAACUGUCCGAGCACAACAGAGCUCGCGGCACUUUCAGGGAAAUACGAUCCGAAGCCCUUGGCCGCUGCAAUGGCACAGCAGUUAGCAACUGUCCGCUGGGCAGUAGUCCAUGAUGCAAUGAAGGUAUUAUUGGCUUUGUCUUGA
Messenger RNA from Penicillium macrosclerotiorum, 2133 nucleotides. RefSeq lists its product as uncharacterized. The record is from RefSeq and is a predicted model, not a curated record. The transcript has 2 exons. Gene Ontology annotation, molecular function: RNA polymerase II cis-regulatory region sequence-specific DNA binding; DNA-binding transcription factor activity, RNA polymerase II-specific; zinc ion binding. Lineage: Eukaryota; Fungi; Ascomycota; Eurotiomycetes; Eurotiales; Aspergillaceae. The coding region runs from base 1 to 2133 and encodes 710 amino acids. Gene Ontology annotation, cellular component: chromatin. Gene Ontology annotation, biological process: regulation of transcription by RNA polymerase II; DNA-templated transcription.